UUUCUGGAAAUUCGAUUUUUCUCAUAACAAUUCUGGAGCAUAAAACACAGAGAAACGAAGAAUGAGAUUCAGGCUCCAACAUCUAAAUCCCACCUUCAGAUCAUAUCUCUCAAGAAAACUCUCUUCUCCCAGAAAUCUUCAGCACCCAAACUCCAUUAUGAUUCAGUCCCUCGAUCCCCAUUUCCUAAUUUACCCUCAGAUUUUCUCCGAUAAUCCUAUUUACAACAUUCCCAGAAGGUGGCAUUUGGGUCAUUCUCUCGAUCACCAUGAUCAUCAUCAUCACUACCACCAUAAUUUGACCAAGGAAGGAGAAAAGAUAUUUCGGUUGGGUCUGGGAGCGGAUAUCGGUUUAGCUACUAGUAAAGCUUUGACCGGGUAUUUAUCCGGAAGCACCGCCAUCAUCGCCGACGCCGCACAUUCGAUUUCUGACGUGGUUCUUAGUGGGGUUGCUUUAUGGUCAUUCAAAGCUGCAAAUGUUCCCAAGGACAAAGAACACCCUUAUGGACAUGGUAAGUUUGAAACUCUUGGUGCUCUGGGAAUUUCUUGUAUGCUUUUGGCUACUGCUAGUGGAAUUGCUUGGCAUGCUAUAGAGCUCCUAAUUGGGUUACUGUCCACUUCUCCUGAAGCUGUUCAAAGUCAUUCAUUGGUUCACGGGCGUAGCCAUCAUCAUCAUGGGAUUGAUAUGGAUCACCCUUUACUAGCUUUGAAUAUGACCAUUGUAGCAAUAGUUGUUAAAGAAGGGCUUUAUCGGAUAACAAAAAGAGCCGGGGAAAGGCAAGGCAGUGGACUUAUGAAAGCAAAUGCAUGGCAUCACCGUGCAGAUGCAAUUUCAUCUGUAGUUGCACUUUUAGGGGUUGGAGGCUCUAUUCUUGGAGUGAAGAUUUUAGAUCCUCUUGCGGGACUGGUUGUCUCAGGAAUGAUUCUAAAAGCUGGGCUGGAAACUGGAUACCAGAGUGUCCUUGAACUUGUUGAUGCUGCAAUUCCUGCUGAACAAUUAAAGCCCAUAAAGCAAACAAUUCAAGAAGUUAAAGGAGUCAAGGGAUGCCAUCGCAUGAGAGGAAGGAGAGCUGGUUCAAAUCUGUACCUUGAUGUACACAUUAUGGUUGAUCCUUUUUCUAGUGUUAGUGCUGCACAUGGCAUCGGUGAAAAUGUUCGUCAUCAAAUUCAUAAAUCUCACCCUGAAGUCACUGAAGUUUUCAUACACAUAGACCCUGCAUAUAUAGAGUUCUCCCCUGAUGUGAUGGACCAGAAAGAAUGUUUGGAGACGAUCACAGAACAGAAUGGUAAUAUUUCUACCAGGGAAGAAAAUGUUGAAGCAAUUGUUUCUGGCAUUCUCUCAUCAAAGUUCUCAGAGAAAUUCACGGUGGAGCGCAUCACCAGGCACACGUUGCAAGGGAAAAUGUUACUCGAAGUAGAGGGUACCAUGCCGCCGGAGAUUACAAUUCGUGAAGCCAUGGACGCAGCAAAGGAAGCAGAGAAGGAGAUAAGGAAGGCAGCUUCAAACAUUGUUCAUGUCAAUGUUCAGCUGAGACUAGGACGCCCAAUUCCACAGUUCAAAUAUGUUUAAACAUGAAUUCAAAUAUUCCUCUUUUUUAACAUAUGACUUAAGUUACAUCCCCUUCUUUCUCUAUUUUCUGUAGGUAUAGUUGAUUUCACAUGAAUAAAAAGGAGAAGGGAUACGAAAUUAAGAGCCAAAUGAUCAGAUAAUUGUAGUCUGAUAUCUUUUAGUCUACAUUAUAUUUUAUUUCAGAAAAGAAUAUCAUCA
Molecule: messenger RNA, 1765 nt
Organism: Hibiscus syriacus
Lineage: Eukaryota; Viridiplantae; Streptophyta; Magnoliopsida; Malvales; Malvaceae
Product: metal tolerance protein C1-like
Exons: 12
Coding region: 62-1567 (501 amino acids)
Biological process (GO): transmembrane transport; monoatomic cation transport
Cellular component (GO): membrane
Molecular function (GO): monoatomic cation transmembrane transporter activity
Source: RefSeq, a predicted model, not a curated record